AUAAUUCCAAUAACCUUUCUGCAUAUGAGCACUGGCUUUGUAUGAAAAUGUAGUUAAACCGGUAUUACUCAGUGACUGUAAACUUAAAUGCGUCGAUGCGCAUCUGAGCCUACAUACCUCAGUUGAGGAGGCAUUGAGGAGGUUGAUUUACAAAUGAAGAUAUGCAUUCACAUAAUUCUGGAAGAAAGCAGGCUGAAGUAAGAGACUUAACACUCCAAUAGUCUUUUUACUGAAUGUACUAUUAAGUCUCUCCUCGUUUCACCUGGAAGCCGGACUCCGUGCUGGAGAUUACACUGCUCACCAUGGAACCCGGACUUGCUGAAGAUCUAUCCCACUGUGAAGAUGAGACAAUGGUUCCAGUACUGACAUCGAAAAAAGCCAGUGAAUUACCAGUGAAUGAAGUUGCGUGUUUGUUGCAGGCUGACCUGCAGUACGGCUUGACCAACAGUGAGGUGGCCCAUCGCCGUGCCUACCAUGGCUGGAAUGAGUUUGAUAUCAGUGAAGAUGAGCCACUCUGGAGGAAGUACAUUUCUCAGUUUAAAGAUCCCCUCAUCCUGUUGCUGCUGGCAUCCGCUGUCAUCAGCGUGCUAAUGCGACAGAUUGACGAUGCCGUCAGCAUCACCGUGGCCAUUAUUAUUGUUGUUACUGUUGCCUUUGUUCAGGAGUAUCGCUCUGAGAAGUCCCUGGAGGAGCUGGGGAAACUGGUGCCUCCUGAAUGCCACUGUGUGCGGCAGGGGCACAUGGAGCACCUUCUGGCACGUGAGCUGGUCCCAGGGGACACAGUCUGCCUGUCUGUGGGAGAGAGGGUCCCAGCCGACCUGCGUCUCUUUGAGGCGGCUGACCUGUCGAUAGACGAGUCGAGUCUAACAGGAGAGACCGCCCCCUGCCCCAAGUCCUCAGCUCCCCAGCCUGCAGCCACAAAUGGGGACAUAACCUCCCGCAGCAAUGUGGCCUUCAUGGGAACUCUGGUGCGCUGUGGCAAAGCGAAGGGCAUUGUCAUUGGAACUGGAGAAAACUCGGAGUUUGGCGAGGUCUUCAAGAUGAUGCAAGCAGAAGAGGCCCCAAAAACCCCUUUACAAAAAAGCAUGGAUCUUCUUGGAAAGCAGCUAUCCCUCUAUUCUUUUGGUAUCAUAGGAGUCAUCAUGCUUGUUGGAUGGCUUCAGGGAAAACAUAUAUUAGAUAUGUUCACCAUUGGUGUCAGCCUGGCGGUGGCAGCCAUCCCAGAAGGGCUCCCCAUCGUGGUGACCGUCACACUAGCGCUGGGUGUUAUGCGGAUGGUCAAGAAACGCGCCAUUAUCAAGAAGCUCCCCAUCGUUGAAACACUGGGCUGCUGCAAUGUGAUCUGCUCAGACAAGACGGGGACCCUGACGAAGAACGAGAUGACGGUCACUCAUCUGUUCACCUCCGACGGGCUCCACGCAGAGGUCACGGGCGUCGGCUACAACAACGCCGGAGAGGUUCUGCUGGACGGAGAAGUGGUCCACGGCUUCUCCAAUUCAUCCGUCACUAAAAUAGUGGAGGCUGGCUGCAUCUGCAACGAUGCCGUCAUCAGGAACAACACACUCAUGGGACGUCCCACAGAAGGAGCACUCAUUGCCCUGGCCAUGAAGAUGGGAUUGGAGGGGGUCAAUCAGGAGUACAUCCGAAGAGAGGAGCACCCUUUCUCCUCAGAGCAGAAGUGGAUGGCCGUCCGCUCUGUCCACCAAACUCAGCAGGACAAACCGGGAACAUACUACUUGAAAGGUGCCUACGAACAAGUUAUUCGCUUCUGCAGUUCCUACAACAGCAAAGGGGUGACACUGCCGCUGACCAGCCAGCAGAGGGAGCUGUACCAGCAACAAAAGAGCUACAUGGGCACAGCUGGUCUGAGAGUGCUGGCAUUUGCGUCGGGAUCUGAAUUGGGAACUCUCACUUUCCUGGGACUUGUGGGCAUCAUCGACCCCCCCAGAGAAGGGGUAAAAGAAGCAGUGGGCGCGCUCGUCAGCUCGGGUGUGGCCAUCAAGAUGAUCACCGGAGACUCCCAGGAGACCGCUGUGUCUAUUGCCAGCCGACUGGGCCUGUAUACCAAAGGGUCCCAGUCCCUCUCUGGAGAAGAAGUGGACCAGAUGGACAUUCAGCAGCUGUCACAUAUAGUUUCCCGGAUAGUGGUAUUCUACAGAGCUAGCCCCAGACACAAACUGAAGAUUGUCAAGUCUUUGCAGAACAUCGGUGCGGUGGUGGCAAUGACAGGGGACGGGGUCAAUGAUGCGGUGGCCCUUAAAGCCGCGGACAUCGGGGUGGCCAUGGGAAAGACGGGGACAGACGUCUGCAAGGAGGCAGCUGACAUGAUCCUGGUGGAUGAUGACUUCCAGACCAUCAUGUCAGCCAUUGAGGAAGGCAAAGGAAUUUACAACAACAUUAAGAAUUUUGUCAGGUUUCAGCUCAGCACGAGUAUUGCGGCUUUGACUCUAAUUUCCUUGGCUACUUUGAUGAAUUUCCCUAAUCCCCUAAAUGCCAUGCAGAUUCUGUGGAUUAAUAUCAUAAUGGACGGACCGCCAGCUCAAAGUCUGGGCGUGGAGCCAGUGGAUCUGGAUGUGAUCCGGAAGCCUCCGCGUAACGUAAGAGACAGCAUCAUCACCCGCAGCCUGAUUGUGAAGAUUCUGGUUUCGUCUCUCAUCAUCGUGUGCGGGACCCUCUUUGUGUUCUGGAGAGAGCUGCAAGACAACGUAAUCACCCCGCGGGACACCACCAUGACCUUCACCUGCUUCGUCUUCUUCGACAUGUUCAACGCACUGAGCUCCAGGUCGCAGACCCGUAUGGUGCAUGAGAUGGGCCUGUGCAGCAACAGGAUGUUCUGCUAUGCAGUUCUGGGCUCCAUCAUGGGCCAGCUGCUGGUCAUUUACUUCCCCCCGCUACAGAAGGUGUUCCAGACUGAGAGCCUCAGUAUUUUGGAUCUGCUUUUCCUCGUGGGGCUGACCUCCACUGUGUGCGUGGUCUCUGAGCUAAUAAAGAAGAUGGAGAGGUGGAGAGGCCGAGGGACAGGCAAAAUCGAGACAUCAGAUUCUUUCCACGAAGUAUGACGCAUGUUGCGUCCAGUGUGGAGAGAGCGGGGGGGGCUUGGAUUGGUGGGGUUGGGUUUUUGGGGUGGUGCCCUGCAGAGGACACAGACUGGAAAGUAAACACGGGAGCAGGUUUUCCUUCCGUGUACUGUUCAGUUUUUGGGCUUUUCGAGUGUAAUUUAUGAUGGGUUGUGCUGUCCUUACCUCAGAGGGGACAGUAGUGGUCAGAAACACAACCAGGCUUCAAUGCUGUGGUUUGCUGCUUGAAACUGUACAACCUUUCAAGAACAUUAUUUAUGAGGUUAACUGUUAACAAAGAGCGGUUAUUGACAUCAUUCUCAUUUUUAAAGGAAGCUUUCUGUCUUUUUUUAAACCACCUUUCUUUGAGCACAGGUGGCUGAUUAUAGCUUUUGUGGAACGAUAUGGCUCUCACAUUCACGCAUUCCAGCUCAUCUUGCUAGACUGGUUUGAGUCCCCGUGUAGUUGCUUUGAAAUAUGUAACUUCACAAUUUAGAAGACUACUUCUGUAAAAGAAAUGUGUGCGAUAAUUUUGUGUACAGAUUUUUGGAGGCAGUUACCACUAUAAAGUUGUGUAUUUUGUGGCUGAAUAGAUUUUUAUUUGGGGGGGGGGGGAUGAAAAAGAAUUUAGUUUGUCCAAAAGUGGAGUAUGUGUGAAUGUGGUCAGUAUGGUUUGGUGUUGGAUGCAAUGCCACUGCUAUCUGCUGCAUGCCUAGGGUGCUGGAAUAGUGCUGUGAUUUCACCAUGUUUGGUUAUUUUACUCUUUCAUUUUUACCUACAAAGGUAAUAAGUAGCCAAGGAAAAUUGACAAUUUUCUGUACAUCAUCAGUCCCUUUUAUUCUUUUUGAGUCAGACAUACUUGGGGUAUAAUUGAAUAAAUUAAUUGAGUUUAACUGCUACAGGCUUCUAUCCUUAGCUUUGAAUAACAAAUCAUAUAUAUAUAUGUAUAUAUAUAUAUAUAUAUAUAAAUGUAUUACGUUUAUAUGUACACAGACUAAUUCAUUCAUUUCAGUGACUGACAAACUUCUGGUAAUGUGUUUUAGAAAGAACAACACACUUGCUUACAAGUCACUCAAAGUUAAAGGUCCAGGAAACUGGAUUCAAAUUGUGGGUAUAUUCCCCACAAAAUAGUGGCAAGAGCAUCAUUUACAUAUUACAUGUGGGAAGGAUUUCACUGGGCUUAGCGCUUUUGUUACGUAACCAACACCUAGUUAACCCCGCCCACUGAAAACCUGACGUUUAUCCAAGGGGGAAAGCAAGCCAAUUUUGGCACAGGCUUUUGUAUGUUUUUUUAAUGCAAAAAAAUAUUAAAACAACACAUCAGCAAAGAAUUCAAAGAUUUCAGUUUCCUGGACCUUUAAGGAAGAUACUGCAGUUGCAGUUGGACUGAAUUCCUCCCCCAGUUUUAAGAUUUGCACAAAAAAAGAUUAAUGAAAGGGGUUAAGAUGAUGGUCGCUUUCAGGUUCAGCCAUGACCUCACAGGGAGCUCAUUCCAAGUUGAUUCCACUUCACAUGCCCCUCCUCCCCUCCCAGCCCGCACCCCACAUUCCUCUGUACCCACAGAAUGAAUAAUCAAGUAAACCAGAAUGUAGAAUAUAUAUUCAUUUGUACAAUUUUUGCUGUAAAAUGUGUGAUAUUAUUUAUCUGUCAUUUAUCCAAUGAUAUCCAUUUGCACUCUUGAUAGGAAGAUAACCUACUGUAUUUCUUUGAUUUGUAUGACAGAGAAGGGCCUUCUCAACACAUAUACUGGAGUGUUUACAUCUUCAGAUACCUCACCAAAUGAUUCAAGGCCUUUUCUCCACAGGCGAGGCAGCAGCUUCUCUCUGAUGUUUCUUUAACUGGGGUGACUUUUGACCCCUCAUAGCUUUUCUUUGCUUUGAUCCACCUGACAGGUCCAAGUUGAGCUAGUAACAGCCCUUGUGUGUGUGCUGCUUCUCUUCCAAAAGGUACAAGUAAGGACCAUCAGUGUGAAAAUACUGGCUGUGCUUCUUGUUUUGUGUUCACACAGCUGAAACCAGUACUCUGUUGUGGCAGUUGGAGAAUAAAUCUGUACAUUAAAAUUUUUAUAAACCUUUUA
Molecule: messenger RNA, 5133 nt
Organism: Anguilla rostrata (American eel)
Lineage: Eukaryota; Metazoa; Chordata; Actinopteri; Anguilliformes; Anguillidae
Gene: atp2c1
Product: ATPase secretory pathway Ca2+ transporting 1
Exons: 27
Coding region: 303-3059 (918 amino acids)
Biological process (GO): manganese ion transport; intracellular calcium ion homeostasis; calcium ion transmembrane transport
Cellular component (GO): Golgi membrane; plasma membrane; endoplasmic reticulum
Molecular function (GO): P-type calcium transporter activity; ATP binding; ATP hydrolysis activity
Source: RefSeq, a predicted model, not a curated record